This is a messenger RNA of Aaosphaeria arxii CBS 175.79, 1542 nucleotides long. RefSeq lists its product as uncharacterized. The coding region runs from base 1 to 1542 and encodes 513 amino acids. The record is from RefSeq and is a predicted model, not a curated record. Lineage: Eukaryota; Fungi; Ascomycota; Dothideomycetes; Pleosporales. The transcript has 2 exons.
AUGUUCUCAAAUAUGAUGGCCUCACGGUUCAAACCUGGACAGAAAAAUGAACUACGUACCGCAGAAAAUGGAUUGGCAAACAGCACAAUUCCACCUCCGACAAGUUCAGGACAGCCUACACUUGUUUCAACUAAUGACCAACUCACGGCAUUCCGACACAUGGUUGGCAUCCACUCAACGAGUUGCCUCGCGAGCGACGCAAACAACAACCACCUCCACUUCGAAGGGCGUCCUGCUCCCAACCUCGGCAUAUACAACCGCGUCGUUCACCGCGAGCAGGCCGCGAAAAAGGGCUUCAAAUGGGCAUCGUUCCUGAUCAACGGCGCACUUGGUGUCCAAGUCAUCGUUGCAGCCGCUCUUACGGCUAUGGGCGCAGCGAGCUCCAAUCACGUCGGAAUCACUGCCUUUGGCGCCAUAAACACCGUCAUCGCGGGCUUGCUCACUUACUUGAAGGGUAGUGGAUUGCCGAAUCGACUCCGCUUCUACGAGAACGAAUGGAAGAAAGUGAGGGAAUACAUUGAGCAGAGGGAACGCGAUUUUAGCCGUCCAGAUUGUCGGCUCAAUGUGCAAGAGGUGGUUGAUGCCAUUGAGAUUAUGUACGAGGAGGUGAAGGCGGAUGUCGAAAGCAAUACACCGGAUAAUUACAUCAGCGUUGGGGAUAUGAAGAAGAGGAGGGGUUUCACAAACCCGGAUAUCCCAAAGCUGCCCGAAGUAACAGGUACGGCGAAGAGACUGAAGAGCUUGGAAGAGAAAUAUGGUCCUAAGGUGUUUGAGUUCAUCGAAGGGUUUGCGAAGAAGGAAGAAGAGAAGUUGAAGGAAAUAAGCUCAGUAAUUGAAAGAGACAUUGACUCAGAGAAAUCUCAUCUGGAGCGAAAGGAAAAAGAAAUGGAGCAUGGCUUGGGAGCAAAGCUCCGGGAAUUGAAGGAGGAUUUCCAACGACGGAAAGAAGAAUAUGAGCGAGAAGUCAACAACGGAUUGGGAGGAGUAAGGAAUAAUUUGAAUAGCGUUAAAUCUGGAAUGGAUGCAUAUAGACAGAACAUGGAGAAGGAAAUCGGAACUACCAUGCGAGAUGUCGAGCGAACAGCAAGUAAUACCAAGUCAGGUGUGGAAAUGGAGAUCGAGGAACAUCGACGAAAUUACGAAAGAGGAGUCGACGCUGGCGUGAGAGGUGCACACCAAAGUGUCGAUGCUAUCAAGUCUGAUUUGGAGAAAAGCCUCGAUGAUCACCAACGGAGAUACGAAAGUCAAGUGGUAGCUGGCAUCAAGACUGCCCACGAUGAUGCCAAUACCCUGCAGUCAAGCGUCCAUGAGCGAGAACAGGCUUACCAGAGGGAUGUUGCCAAUCGAGUGAGUGGCAUGGGGGAGAAUAUCAAUGUGGCCAUGUCCGACGCCGCUCGUGGAGAACAAGAGGUUUAUAAUGAGCUACGACAACGAGCAGAGCACCUGUCGAACGUAGAGCGGAGUUUAGGCACAGGGGCCGAACUACAUAACACGACGUCAAAAGAUGAGAACCAACCAGUUGAAGGGAGGAACAGACCUUGA